CUUCUAUCCCCUAUCAGAUACUCGAAAAUGAACUUCGCUCCCUACCAGGACGAAUCGCCCGAGACGGAGCGCGCCCUCUCCCCCCCCAACGACGCAAGCCGCAUCAAAUCCCCCGGCGUGCGCUCGCCGCGCCAUUCCCCCCCCGUCCCAGGCAGCGCGUUACCCUCGCCCUCCCAGUUUGCCGCCCCGACCAGCUACCAGAACAUAUCCGCCGGAGGGAAUGGUCAUGGACACGGACAGAGAACAGGGUCAGGGUUUGGAACCGGGUUCGGUCGCGACGUCGAGAGCGGCCGGCUGAGUCUCGGCGCGUUCGAAACCAGUCUCCCCGUCCGUAUGGAUGUCGAGGCCAUGCUGGCCUACCUGUUGCUCCCUCCGGCGGGGGGUGUUUUCCUCCUCUUGGUAGAGCAUAAGAGUGACUACGUGAGAUUCCAUGCGUGGCAGUCUAGCAUGCUGUUCACGGCUCUAUUUAUCCUCCAUCUUCUCCUCGCCUGGUCGAGCUUUCUCUCCUGGUUGCUUUUCAUCGUCGAUCUGGCCCUUAUCGGCUUCCUGAGCAUGCGGGCCUACAGAGAUGUCGACACACUCGAGCACUACGAGGUUCCCUUCUUCGGCCGUCUGGCGAACUCGUUUGUCGACGACGAAUGAGUGAUAUACACACCCUUCUUAUCCUAUGUCCUAUGUUGAUUCUCGCAUGGCCAGGCGUUGAUGCGACUUCCUCUCUCCCCGUGUAUAUUCCUGUUGCUUGCCGGGAAGUGUACAUGGUUUUACUUUGUAUCUUAUGAUCUUUCCUUUGUCAAUACUAAUAAUGACUCGAUAAUUCUAUUGUUAUACCCCAGUCUAGAGGACGAU
Molecule: messenger RNA, 846 nt
Organism: Penicilliopsis zonata CBS 506.65
Lineage: Eukaryota; Fungi; Ascomycota; Eurotiomycetes; Eurotiales; Aspergillaceae
Exons: 4
Coding region: 28-642 (204 amino acids)
Source: RefSeq, a predicted model, not a curated record